UAAAAGGCAGUUUGUGCAGAGAAGGAAACAGAUUAGUAAGCUAAAGUCUAGCAAACUAAGAUUCAAUGAUGGAAAUAGGAGUUGAUGCUCUCCAUGACUCUGGGGUUCAGAUGGUCCAAUAUCUCCAGAUGAACUACAAGAGUUCUCAAGACUGGUUCAUGUUUGUCUCAUUUGCAGCUGAUCUCAGAAACACGUUCUUCAUCUUCUUCCCUAUUUGGUUUCACCUUUGUGAGUCAGUGGGCAUCAAACUAAUCUGGGUUGCUGUGAUUGGGGACUGGUUGAAUCUUGUCUUUAAAUGGAUACUGUUUGGACAGAGGCCAUACUGGUGGGUUCACGACACAGAUUAUUAUGGAAAUACUACCAUUCCUGUAAUUAAACAGUUUCCCGUCACCUGUGAGACUGGACCAGGAAGUCCUUCAGGUCAUGCCAUGGGUUCUGCUGGUAUUUACUAUGUAAUGGUGACAGCAAUUCUUACAAUUAUGCUGAAGAAAAAGGAAUCUGCCCUUACAAGCUGGUGUGUGCGGGGAGCUCUUUGGUCCGUUUUCUGGGCUGUCCAGGUUUCCGUCUGUUUGUCUAGAAUAUUUUUAGCUGCACACUUUCCACACCAGGUGGUAGCUGGAGUGAUAUCAGGGAUGGUUGUAGCUGAAGCAUUCCAUCACACACAAGCAAUCUACAAGGCAAGCCUGAAAGAUUAUGUCUACACCACUCUAUUCCUUUUUUGCUUUGCGCUGGGGUUUUAUCUUCUACUAAGAGCUGUUGGUGUAGACCUUCUCUGGACUCUGGAAAAGGCUAAACGAUGGUGUGAAAAGCCUGAGUGGAUUCAUAUUGACACCACACCUUUCGCAGGCCUCCUUCGGAACUUAGGAAUCUUUUUUGGUUUGGGACUCGCUCUCAACUCCAAACUUUAUCAAGACAGUUGUCGUGGAAAGCAAGGAGGUCAAUUCAAGUUCCGCUUUUGUUGCAUAAUUGCAUCUCUGUUUGUCCUCCAUCUUUUUGAUUCAUUUAAGCCACCUACCAAAGUCGAAAUUAUUUUCUACGCCCUUUCCUUCUGCAAAAGUGCUGCUGUACCACUAGCUGCAGUUGGCAUUAUUCCUUAUUGUGUGUCUCAGCUGCUCAACCAACAGACGAAAAAGACUCUAUAGUAGGUUUCUUAAUAAUUUAUAGCUUCUAAUAAUCUUUAACUUGACUAGAAAAACAUAGUCCUUAUUUGUACAUGAAGCUUUUCUGUUUAACACAGAUGUUAUUUAAACGGGAGCAACGGUUGGGUGACUGGGCAUAUUAUGUUGUCUAGAAGAUAUAGUACCGGGAAGCCAUCAAUGCUGAUAUUCAGGUGGUUGAUGGCAUGGAUUUAGUUUACUAAGAACCCAGAAAGUUGAAGGCCAAUAACUUAAUAAUAUUGUGGAAGAUAAACAUAGAAGACUUACAAAUGAUGGGAAGUUGGAAUGCGAAGACUGGACAUAUCAUGGUGCUUCCAAAGUGUGUUACCAAUCCUAUCAAAAAAAGCUACAUUUGAAAUCCAUGAGGAGUUCCAGGCUACCUCAGUAGCCAAACAAAAUAUUACAAUAUGAAGUUAGUUUGCAUAGUCCUUGCAGAUCAUUUGGACAGCAGGAACCAUUUGUUUCAGAACAUUUCAGAAAUAGAACAAGCAGUGGCUCAUUUGUUCAUUCAACAUGUAAUUGUAUUUUAGAGCAAUUUUUUUUAUGGCGCUGAAAUGGUCAAAACUGCUUUGUGUAAAAAAAAAAAAAAAAGUUGUAUUUCAGGGAGGAAUUUUUGGUUACUUUUAGCAUCUAUUCAAAUAUAUAUAUUUAUUCUCAUAAGUGACCAUCAAAUGUUUUUCCAUCACUUAAAUUGUAUAUUUUGUCAU
Messenger RNA from Pelobates fuscus (common spadefoot toad), 1864 nucleotides. RefSeq names its product glucose-6-phosphatase catalytic subunit 1-like. Gene Ontology annotation, molecular function: glucose-6-phosphatase activity. Gene Ontology annotation, biological process: gluconeogenesis; glucose 6-phosphate metabolic process. Lineage: Eukaryota; Metazoa; Chordata; Amphibia; Anura; Pelobatidae. Gene Ontology annotation, cellular component: membrane. The record is from RefSeq and is a predicted model, not a curated record. The coding region runs from base 66 to 1142 and encodes 358 amino acids. The transcript is spliced from 5 exons.